GAAUUUAUAUUUGUUUUCACACAUGACAGUUUCACAACUCAAACUCAGUUCAGCACACAGCAAACUUCAGUUUUCUCAGAGCGUGAUUCAGUUCAACCAUGGCCGAUGAUUUCGAAUUUUCCGAUAAAGUUCCUCCUUCCUUCGAUCGCGUGGGAAAUGUUGUUAAGGAUUCUGGAUCCCAAGGUUUGAACCCAGGCUUAAUAGUUCUCCUGGUUGUUGCUGGGUUGCUGUUGACAUUCCUCGUUGGAAAUUAUGUGCUCUACACCUAUGCACAGAAGACCCUCCCUCCAAGAAAGAAGAAACCAAUCUCCAAGAAGAAGAUGAAGAAGGAGAGACUGAGGCAAGGCGUCUCUGCACCUGGAGAGUAGACUUUGUAGUUUGUACUCACCUAGUGUUCUGUGGUUUAAAUUGUACUCUUCAGAAUAUUUUCCUUGUUCUGUGGUGUCUGAGUUGUGUUAAUUUAUAUCUUUCAAUCCUGUAUGUUACUGAUAGAAACCUUAGUUUAUCUAAAAUAGUGGUUUAGCAGUAUAUUUGGGACAGGUUGUUUCA
Lotus japonicus is the source of this 549-nucleotide messenger RNA. Its product is annotated as DNA-binding protein S1FA-like. Lineage: Eukaryota; Viridiplantae; Streptophyta; Magnoliopsida; Fabales; Fabaceae. The coding region runs from base 99 to 368 and encodes 89 amino acids. Gene Ontology annotation, biological process: regulation of DNA-templated transcription. Gene Ontology annotation, molecular function: DNA binding. The transcript is spliced from 2 exons. Gene Ontology annotation, cellular component: nucleus. The record is from RefSeq and is a predicted model, not a curated record.